GAUCGCCGUCGCGACGUUAAUGACUUUCGAGUUCGCGCGAGACAUCGAUACGCGAUCGAGUCGCGUUGCCGGUCGACUUCCCUGCCCGUCAAACAUGUCGGACGACGCGCUUUUCUGCGCCGAGCAGAUCAAGAUCCCGCCGACCUUCCCGGACAUUCUGAGGCUGUACAUGAAAGCGGCGAUCCGCACGCAGCCCUACGACCUUCUCCGAUGGACCUGCGCCUACUUCCGGGCGCUGGCCAACGGCGAGCUGCCUCCCGUCAAAAAAAGACUGGAGUACCCGCCGUUUGUCCAUCCGACGAGUAUCACACCUGGGUACCUGAGGACCCUUUUGAACACGUUCGGUCCCAUCGAGACGGUCGGCAUGGUGGCGCUGCUGGAAAAAUGGCAGGACAUAGCCCUUCCGGAGUAUAGCCUCUACCAGAUCCUGCUGGUCGGCCAACUAACGUCCGAGAGAGAGUGUGACUUUUUCAAAUUCCUCGCGAUCGCCUGCGGAUUCUUGGGCAAGGUAAGCCGUCUGGCCCGAGAAUAGAAGCGCGCUCGCGACAUUCUCUCGUGGAAUACCUAAAAUAGAGCCGCAGCCUGCAAUAUGGCCCCCCUAUCUCUCC
Messenger RNA from Megalopta genalis, 608 nucleotides. RefSeq names its product ropporin-1-like protein. Lineage: Eukaryota; Metazoa; Arthropoda; Insecta; Hymenoptera; Halictidae. The record is from RefSeq and is a predicted model, not a curated record.